This is a messenger RNA of Pangasianodon hypophthalmus (striped catfish), 7514 nucleotides long. Its product is annotated as copine-9. The record is from RefSeq and is a predicted model, not a curated record. Bases 666 to 2345 code for a protein of 559 amino acids. NCBI's taxonomy places the organism in Eukaryota, Metazoa, Chordata, Actinopteri, Siluriformes, Pangasiidae. Gene Ontology annotation, biological process: cellular response to calcium ion. The transcript is spliced from 21 exons. Gene Ontology annotation, cellular component: plasma membrane. Gene Ontology annotation, molecular function: calcium-dependent phospholipid binding.
UCCUUGAGCAAGACCCCCUUAGCCCACAGCUGCUCAGUUGUAUCCUGUUUGACUGGGAAGUCUGUGUGGAGAACAGCUUCAGCCUGAAGGAGUACAUCUAAACACAAACCUCACAAACCUAUCUUUUAGUGAGUGUUCCUUCCAGAACUUUUCUUAUGUUCUGUCUCCACCUGCUGGCUGACAGAGAGAACAGCAGCAGUCAAACAGGCGUAGUACCAGAGGCGUACUAUAUUGCUAUUGAUAUUGUACUUACAGUAAAAAAAAAGUGUGUUGUUUUGGACGUAACAGAGCUCGUUUGGAGUUUCCGCUGAGUGAAAGCGCUCUUCACUUCACCUGAGAGAGUGUAUUAUCGUGGCAGACUGUUCAGGGUGCGGUGUGGGACGCAGCGCGGCUCUGAGUGACUGGCGGCUCCUCUCCUCAGGCAGAGCGCGAGAGCUGACACAUGGACGCUGUGGCGCGGGGCGGCGCGUCACACAGGUAGCGCGCUGUGCUCCCGCGCGCUCUGCUCCCGCGCGCUCCACCACUUUACCCAGUCCAGUCGCAGUCCCGCCUGGACCACCGCUGCGUUUCCCCUCACUAGAUUCAGGACAAACACAGUGUCGGAUGGAAAACUGAAAACUCCUCAUUUUGUUUGAAAAAAAAUAUCCAACAUCUCGAGCGUCACGAUGGCCUCUAUUGGGGACUUCGACCCGCUCCAUUCUACAGUACCAGCAACUAAGAUUGAAGUUACUGUCUCGUGCAGGAAUCUACUGGACAUGGACACGUUUUCUAAAUCAGAUCCUGUUGUCGUGUUGUACAUACAAGGCAUAGGAACAAAAGAAUGGAGAGAGUAUGGCAGAACGGAGGUGAUUGACAACACACUGAAUCCAGACUUUGUACGGAAAUUUGUUCUGGAUUUCUUCUUUGAGGAGAAGCAGAAUCUUCGGUUUGAUGUGUACAAUGUGGACACACGAAGUUCAAACAUCUCAAAACAUAAAGAUUUCCUGGGUCAGACAUUUUGCACACUUGGAGAGAUUAUUGGCUCGACAGGCAGUCGCAUGGAGAGAACGCUAUCCGGGAUUCCAGGGAAGAAGUGUGGCACCAUCAUCUUAACCGCUGAGGAACUCAGCAACUGCAGGGAUAUUGCUACUAUGCAGCUGUGUGCCAAUAAACUGGACAAGAAGGACUUCUUCGGCAAGUCUGAUCCUUUCUUGGUGUUCUACCGCAGUAACGAGGAUGGAACGUUUACUAUCUGUCAUAAGACAGAGGUGAUUAAGAACACUCUGAACCCAGUGUGGCAGCCAUUCACCAUCCCUGUGCGUGCGCUGUGUAAUGGUGACUAUGACAGAACCGUUAAGGUAGAUGUGUAUGACUGGGAUCGAGAUGGAAGUCAUGACUUUAUUGGCGAGUUCACCACUAGCUACAGAGAGCUGUCCCGAGGUCAGAGCCAGUUUAAUGUGUAUGAGGUUUUAAAUCCAAAAAAGAAAGGAAAGAAAAAGAAAUAUGUCAAUUCUGGCACAGUGACAUUGCUUUCCUUUAAAGUUGAAUCUGAAUACACAUUUGUAGACUUCAUCAGAGGAGGGACACAGCUCAACUUCACUGUGGCCAUAGAUUUCACAGCAUCAAAUGGUAACCCGGCUCAGCCAACUUCCCUGCAUUACAUGAGUCCAUAUCAGAUGAACACCUACGCUAUGGCAUUGAAGGCAGUGGGAGAGAUUAUUCAGGACUAUGACAGUGACAAACUCUUCCCAGCAUAUGGAUUUGGAGCCAAACUGCCCCCCGAUGGCAAAAUCUCCCAUGCCUUUCCUCUGAAUGGUAACAGUGAGGACCCAAACUGUGUGGGGAUAGAGGAGGUGCUGGAGGCUUACUUCCAAAGUCUCAGAAAAGUCCAGCUAUAUGGACCAACCAACUUCGCCCCAGUCAUUAACCAGGUAGCAAGUGCAGCGCAGGAUGUGACCGAUGGCUCCCAGUAUUUUGUGCUGUUGAUGAUCACAGACGGAGUCAUUUCAGACAUGGUGCAGACAAAAGAAGCUGUUGUCAAUGCUUCAGCUCUACCUAUGUCCAUCAUCAUUGUGGGUGUGGGUCCAGCUGAGUUUGAUGCUAUGGAGGAGUUGGAUGGUGACGAGGUCAGAGUGUCAUCUAGAGGACGCUUCGCUGAAAGAGACAUUGUUCAGUUUGUUCCAUUCCGUGACUACAUUGACCGCUCUGGAAACCAGAUCCUGAGUAUGGCUCGGCUGGCUAAAGAUGUUCUAGCGGAGAUCCCUGACCAGCUGUUGUCCUUCAUGAAGAGCAAAGGGAUCGAGCCACGUCCUGCCCCCCCUGCCACCAGCAUGCCCAACAAACUCCCCGUCAACAUGCGCAUCUGAGCAUCUGCGCAUGUUCCCAUCUGACAAAUGUUAGCACCGGUAAAUGCUUGGCAAUGAACACAGCUUUGUGCAACCAAAAAGUUUCGUUAUCUACAAAGCUGUAUACUCUUUUUAACUUAAAUAUGACACUUUUCUGAUUCUAGUAUAUUCUACAGACACACAGCAAGAAAAUGAGAGUAAUUAAUCCAGAAAGAAAUAUAGAGCGAGGAGAAUGAAGACAAGGUAGAGAGAGAGAUUAAGCACAUGAGAGAGAAUGACUGGCACAGUCUGGAGUGAAAGGGCAGAUGAACUCAUUUUCUGUCCCAAACACUGAUGACCCCAAACAUGCCAAGGAUGGCAAAAAGCAAUCAGUAAUUAACCAUAGGCCAUUCUUUAUGAACCCAGUUCUUUAUGAACCCAGAGUGACCAAGAAAAGGGCAUGAAAAAUUGUACCAUGUCACCCCAGAAGUUUCUAAAGUUUAGUAAAUGGAUGUAUUAAACAUAGCUUAUGUGUGCAUUUCUGUGUAUGUGUUCUGAAUAACUGAUGAAGACAACAUGUCUCUAGGUGUCCUAAGAGAAUUCUUAAUGUAUUUUAGGGUUGGUGACUUCAAAGACUGUAUCUCCAAAAUGUUAUGGUUGCACCCUAUACCACACUUUGUGAACCCAAACAAACCUCUUCCUCUUAAUUUUUCGAAUAUAGAAACAUUUUGAUGAUUAGUCGUUGGAUGCUGGUUUUGUCUCUGGGUGCUGAAUAACUGACAGUGAGUUUUAAGAAAAAAGAGAACCAAGAGUGAGAGAACUAACAGCCUUCACACCCUCUGUCACUGACUGAUGUGCAGCAUCCUAAACCUGAUUCAUAUAUUCCAUUCUUCUUAGCUUCAUCAACCCAGAUUUAUCUCCCUGACUUCACAGCCACAAACCUCCACACUCUGUCCAUAUGGCACAACCAAAACUUUAUUGUUUGGUUUUCAGUAGACUCCUACGGCCAUCAAGUGACAGUAUUUCUUUUUACCAAGAUGUCAGUGUUUCUAUUCACUUUAUCUCUCUAUUGUUACACUUCCUGCUUAUAAUCCUCAGCGCCUCACUUCAUAUGAAUUAAUUCUUUCUUGGCUUUGACCUUCCUUUCAGCCAUAACCUGGGAGAUAUUACCUGAUGAAUAAUGUAUUCUGGCAUUAGCUCUGAAGGAUCAAAUCCCCAUGGUCUUUAAGAGCUUGCAGUGUCUCUGUUGGCUGUUUAGAGUAAAAACAAACCAUUCUACACAACAGAAUACACAAGGGCCAAAUACACAAGCCUGAGUCUAGACUGCAAGGGCACCUUCAAACAUUAUUUCUUUCCAUAUAGAAAGAAACCAGAGAGUGAAUAAGGGUGAGGGAAAAGAGAAUGUGAUCACAGCUACCACUUGAAAAUGUAGCACAGGGCCAUUAUGUUAAUUUUGAGGGAUUCAGAAUAUGCCUCUUCUCCUUUGCAAAUGAAUGCAAAAUUAUUCUAUUCUUUCUCUAGCUCCAUGUCACUGACUCCUGCUCUAGAUGUAUGUAAUAGUUCAUGCCCCAAAUCUGUUGGCUCUUGUGUCUCUGGCUGCUGAUGCUGCUUUGCUGCUUACUGCAUAAGAGACUGUCUGAUCAUAGGUCAGAGUUGAUGCAAAUUGAUUGUAGCUGCCUAGAUAGACAACAUUCUUGGGCAGUAUUUGAAUACUCCAACAGUUUUGGAAGUCCUUGUUGGAGACAAGCAGAGGAAUGCUAAUGGGUCUUCUGAAUGUCUGGCCAAAUAGGGAGAUCCUGUGCAGUGUAAACAAUCCUAUAAUUAUGUGAGUUUUAUUAAAGUUUUACCAAAACUGGACAGUUAAAGACUGGAAAAGGCCCAGAUGAUUUUUCCAAUCUUCAGCUGUCUAGUUUCAGUGAGCCUCAAAUUCCUGUUCUAGGCUGACAGGAGUGGAACCCGAUGUGAUCUUCUGUUGUUGCAGCCCAUCUGUCUUAAGGUAUUUUGUAUUUUGCAUUUUGAAAUGCUUUUCUGCUCAUCAUGGUUGUAAAGAGUGGCUAUGUGAGUUACCAUUGUGUUCCUGUCAGCAUGAACCAGUCUGGAUAUUCUCCUCUGAGCUCUCUCAUUAAGAAGGUGUUUCAGCCCGCAGAACUGCCACUCACUAGAUGUUUUUUUGUUUUCUGCACUAUCCUGACCUAAACUGAGAAGCUAGCAAGUUAGUAAGGGUGCAAGGCCUGCCAAAGUUCCCGUUUAGUUAAGAGACAACCCCAUCAGACUGUUCCAGGUAAAUGUAUAGUGAUAUCAUAAACCACGUUUCUUCAGUUUCUGUGAUAAGAACAUUUUAUAUCAGCAUACCUAGUGUAAUAGUCGUGUGUGGGUGUUUUGGGGCUUAUUUCCCCAUUAAAAUCCGAAGACACUAUGACAAGCUCUUCUUGAAUACUUUCCUCUGUCUUUAUUUCUCUCUCUCCAACUUUCUUCCCCGCUGCCCUCUUCACACUCAAUUCUUUUUUUUUUUUUUUCAAAAACAGUACCUCCCCAUCAAAUUAAAGUCCAUGCAGUAAUACAAUACAGUCAGGUCCGGAAGUAUUUGGACAAUGACAGUUUUUGUGACCACCACAAUGGAUUAGAAAUAAAACAAUCAAGAUGUGAUCGAAGUGUAGACUUUCAGCUUUAUUUUAAGAGGGUCCACAAAAGUAUGACAUUUACCAUUUAGGAAUUACAGCCAUUUUCAGCAAAGUACCUCCAUUUUCAGGGGCUCAAAGGUAUUUGGACAAAGUGACAUAACUGUAAAUAUAACCAUAAUUUUAAUACUUUGAUGAAAAUCCUUUGCAGUCAAUGACUGCCUGAAGUCUGGAGCCCAUGUUCUCAAAACUCAAAUUCUGAGUUUCCUCCCUGGAGAUGCUUUGCCAGGCCUUCACUGCAGCCACCUUCAGUUGCUGCUUGUUUGUGGGUCUUUCUGCCUUCAGUCUUGUCUUUAGUAAAGCAUGCUCUAUUGGGUUGAGAUCAGGUGACUGACUUGGCCAUUGAAGAACAUUCCAUUUCUUUGCCUUCAAAAAGUCUUGAGUUGCUUUCGCAGUAUGUUUAGGGUCAUUAUCCACCUGCACUGUGAAGCGGCGUCCUAUCAGUUUUGUAGCAUUUGGCUGAAUGUGAGCAGAGAGUAUAGCCCUAUACACCUCAGAAUUCAUCUUGCUACUUCUGUCAGCAUUCACAUCAUCAAUAAACACCAGUGAGCCUGUUCCAUUAGCAGCCAUACAUGCAAAUGCCAUAACACUGCCUCCACCAUGUUUGACACAUGAUGUGGUAUACUUUGGAUCAUGAUCUGUUCCUUUCUUUCGCCAUACUUUUCUCUUCCCAUCAUUCUGGUACAAGUUAAUCUUGGUUUCAUCAGUCCAAAGAAUCUCAUUCCAGAACAUGGGAAGCUUUUUAGAUGUUUUCUGGCAAAGUCUAAUCUGGCUUUCCUGUUCUUGAAUGUUACCAGUGGUUUGCAUCUUGUUGUAAACCGUCUGUAUUUACAUUCAUGAAGAUGUCUCUUGAUUGUAGAUUUUAACAAUGAUACACCUACCUUCUUCAGAGUAUUCUUGACUUCUGUUGAUGUUGUGAAGGGGUUUUUCUUCACCAAGGAAAGAAUUCUGUGAUCAUCCACUUUAUUUGUCUUCUGUGGUCUUCCUUUUCUUUCUUUUUUAAGAAUGUGCCCAACUGUUGAUUUGGCCACACCUAAGGUUUUGCUAUCUCUCUUAUAGGUUUAUGUUUGUUUUUUUCAGCCUAAUGAUGGCCUCCUUCACUUGCAUUGAGAUCUCCCUGGACUUCAUAUUGGUAACUCCAGUCAAACAGCUGCCAAGUGCCAACUCAAUACCUGAUAUCAACUCCAGACCUUUAUCUGCUUCAUUUGUCUUGAAGUAACGAGGGAAUGGACCGCACCUGGUCAAUUAACUUCUUGUCAGUCAAUUGUCCAAAUACCUUUGAUGGUACCUUUGAAUACCUAAUGGUAAAUGCCAUAUUUUUGUGGAACCUCUUAAAAUAAAGCUGGAAGUCCACACUUUGAUCACAUCUUGAUUGUUUUAUUUCAAAUCCAUUGUGGUGUUGUAUAAAGGCGAAAUCACAAAAACAUUGUCAUUGUCCAAAUACUUCCGGACCUGACUGUAUAUUCCAUUACCCAAAUACAGGAUAAAUCCUUUACUUAACAAAUCCAUAAAUACUUAUUCAGCACAAACAUUAAAAUCUUUUCAUAUAUUUAGCUCUUACACUGCUUCCCCCUUAUGAAAAGAAACAUCGUCGUUUCUAGGAACAGAAAAAAAAAACAAUUAUGCAUUACACAUAAAGUAAGCAUUAACCAUAAACAUCUCAUUGCAACUACAAUGAAGUCUCUCUAAAGGCGUCUGUGUUUUCAUCUUUCUCUGACUUUAGAGGAAAUUAAUACAAGUAACAAGGAAAAGGGUGUUAUUCUUUAUUAGCUUCCCAGAAAAUCUGAAUUAAUUUUUAAGUGCAGGGGUGCCUCAGUGGUUCCGGUUCUGAGCUAUUAACUGGAAGGUUAUGAGUUCAAAUUUCAGGAUGGAUUUAAGGAUUGAGUGUGUUUCUGUGUCUGAGUAGGGGGUAAUAUGUUGCAGUUUAUGCAUAGUUUAAUGCAUGGUAUCAAAGGGGACCAUAAAUGCUAGUUUUUGUUGUUAAGAAUGUUUGUUUAUAUAUAUAUAUAUAUGUAUAGCUAGAACACUGUGUUGGUUUUCUAUGACAGUUUGUUUCUGUAUAUUUUGUCCUUGAUUUUUGUUGUUUACAAUACAUAUUUUGUGGAAACUGCAGAAUAUUGUAGAAUAUGCCACAAAAUACAAUGUAGCUUGCUGCAGAUAAAUAAUAUAUUUCUCUAGAUAUUUACAUAAUAAAUUAAAUAAUUGACUUCAUUUGUUAAAGCUUUAGCAUGCAGCUUUAGCCGACAUUGAACAAUGUAUAUUAAUUUUUAAUUUGUAUCUCACAUUUUACGGUAUAUUUUUGCAUGUCUAUCAAAAUGUAUGCUCAAGUAUGCAUUACAGUAGUAGUUUAUUGUUCAUUUUGUGCAUCUUAUCUGGGAGCAUAAUAAGGCAUGCACAGAACAUAACUGAAAUACAAUGCUAUUCAAGACAGGAGUACAUAAUUUUUUUUAUUCCUUCUACAGCAUUUACUUUUGUCACUAAACAUCAGUUUGUCUAGCUGUUUUCUUGCCUUGCUACAAUAAAACAUUCUUAC